AUGCCACCAGGAAUUCCCGAGUUUAUCUUGAUCUCGGUGCAUUAUUAUAAUCUACAAUCAUUUUUGCUUUCAUCUGGAUACUUUGCAGGAAAGAGGAAAGCAGAGUCGGAGGUUCUUUCAAAGAAUCCAAACUCCGGUGUUGUGUUAAGACCUGCCUUCAUCUAUGGAAAAAGAAGGGUUGAUGGUUUUGAGAUUCCUCUAGAUUUGAUUGGGGAACCAGUGGAGAGAAUUCUCCGUGCUACCCAAACCUUCACCAAACCAUUAAGUUCUCUUCCAGCAUCAUAUCUCAUUUUGGCACCACCAGUUAAUGUCGAUGAUGUUGCACUUGCAGUGAUAAAUGCAAUAACAGAUGAAGACUUUUUGCAGUGA
Molecule: messenger RNA, 369 nt
Organism: Jatropha curcas
Lineage: Eukaryota; Viridiplantae; Streptophyta; Magnoliopsida; Malpighiales; Euphorbiaceae
Source: RefSeq, a predicted model, not a curated record